AUGCCCGCUAACCUCCUGAUCAUGUCUUUGCUAGGAAGCAACGACGACGAGCCCAAGUCAUCUGUGGUGGAGAUAGCCCCCAAGCAUGAUACAAGGUCCCAUACAAGCAGAGGUACUUUUUUAGGUACCUUAGUAAGUCAAUUCCAAACAUCCUUUGGAGUGCCUGGUGGUAACGAUACUGCUACUGCUACUAAUACUGCUAUUGGAAAUGGACUUGGCCUGGUACCUGGCUCGGCUACUGGCCCACCCACUAGCUCGGGUGCUAGCUCUACUACCACCGGUCCAACAGAUCAUUAUCCUCAACCCCAUAUAGAUAGUAUGGGCAUUGGCAACAGUGGUGGCACGCUUCUUCAAAAACAAUCAACCGAUUCAAGAGCUCUGUCAAUGAGUCCUGCUCCUCUUUCCAAAGCUGUACAUGGAUCUACUCCUUCCAAACCGCGUCCUGUAAAUCAGCAUGUUAAAAGGUUCCAAACUAACUUCAACUUUGACCCCAGUCCAAUACCGAAUAAGCCUAUGAGCAAAACGUCCAUCACUUCACUCAUAAACGUAGAUGAUGAGGAAGCAAGUAAAAAGGCAGAUCAAUCCUUGACUAAAACUACAACCACCUCAUCAUCUGCACCAGGUUUUACUUCCACAACACCAGCACCUAAAAAGAGGAAACAAGCUAACUCCAAGAAGGAUGGGGGGGAACUGAAAAAGCUAAAAACAGAUUCUCCAGCUACAAAAUCUAAGCAAUCUCUGAUGUCUAUCAAGGAAAUGAUGAACGAUACUCCUACUGGUGGUGAUUCCGCAUUACUGAAAUUAACACCUACCCUUGCAGCAGAAAGAGACACUCUGAAAUAUGAAGAUGCUGAGCUUACAAAGCCUACAAUAGUAGAAGUUACAGACAAGACUAAUAAAGGCGUUGUUGCUAAGGAUAAUAAAAAGAAGGAGCCUGUGGAGAUGCCCACCAUAGUGUUAAAUGUACCACUUAUUGAUCCUAAAAAGCCUCAACCAGGAAGAUCUGAAGUUGUAAUUAAUGUCUUGAAAAUGGCAGAGGAUAAAUAUGGUUGGAAUGCUCUUCAUCCUCAGGCCAAAAAUGCCUUUGAGUACAUGGAAGAUUUAAUUGAUGAUGAUGAAGAUGGAAGUGGAGAUGAAGAUGAAGAAGUUGAAGCAGCAGCUAGAAAGAAGGAAGAGGAAAACUUAACUCCAGAGCAAUUGGCUCGUCGACAUCAAACUAAAAUGAAUAGGAAAGUGGGUAAAUAUGACUAUGAAGAUCCUUUCAUUGAUGAUGAAGAAUUACAAAUGGAAGAGGAAAUCACAAGUACAAAGGAAGGGUUCUUUGUAUAUUGGGGUCCUUUGGUUGACGAUAGAAACGCAACCACCAAGAAAGGAAGCUCCAAGAGUAAGAAAUAA
This is a messenger RNA of Lizanozyma spartinae, 1395 nucleotides long. RefSeq names its product Hpc2p (gene HPC2). NCBI's taxonomy places the organism in Eukaryota, Fungi, Ascomycota, Pichiomycetes, Serinales, Debaryomycetaceae. The transcript is spliced from 2 exons. The record is from RefSeq and is a predicted model, not a curated record. The coding region runs from base 1 to 1395 and encodes 464 amino acids.